Prinia subflava (tawny-flanked prinia) is the source of this 321-nucleotide messenger RNA. It is a transcript of the gene NDUFA1, whose product is annotated as NADH:ubiquinone oxidoreductase subunit A1. The coding region runs from base 33 to 245 and encodes 70 amino acids. NCBI's taxonomy places the organism in Eukaryota, Metazoa, Chordata, Aves, Passeriformes, Cisticolidae. The transcript has 3 exons. The record is from RefSeq and is a predicted model, not a curated record.
GCGGCACCGAAACCAGCACCGGCACCGGCGGGAUGUGGUACGAGAUCCUGCCCGGCAUGGCCAUCAUGGGCGUCUGCCUCACCGUCCCUGGCAUGGCCACCAUCUUCAUGCACCGCUUGUGCAACGGCGGCAAGGAGAAGAGGAUCGCCCGCUAUCCCUACGAAUGGACCCUGAUGGAAAGGGAUCGGCGGCUGUCCGGUGUCAACAAGCACUAUGUGUCCAAGGGUCUGGAGAACAUAGACUAAGGUGUCAACACUUUGAAAAAAAUCACAUAUCUAUAGAAAAUGAUUUAACUCUUAAAUAAAGCUAUACGUGUGUUCA